This is a messenger RNA of Sphaeramia orbicularis (orbiculate cardinalfish), 1450 nucleotides long. It is a transcript of the gene daw1, whose product is annotated as dynein assembly factor with WDR repeat domains 1. NCBI's taxonomy places the organism in Eukaryota, Metazoa, Chordata, Actinopteri, Kurtiformes, Apogonidae. The transcript has 13 exons. The record is from RefSeq and is a predicted model, not a curated record. Gene Ontology annotation, molecular function: protein binding. The coding region runs from base 19 to 1266 and encodes 415 amino acids.
UCUUUAAUACACAGAAAAAUGAAACUUAAGCGGUUUCUACUUAGAUAUUAUCCACCAGGUAUCGUCAUAGAAUAUGAGAAAGGAGGACAUCUGAAGACCAAGUCAAUCGACCUUUUGGAUUUGUCUUCAGAGACAAACCCAGAUGAGUUAGUGGCAGAGAUAAUGCAGUCAGAGCCUCUGAUCACAGAGUCCCGUGCUGAUCAGGUUAAACAACUGAUCCUUCGACUCAAGCAGAAAAAGGGUCAGCAAAACCACCGCAGGUUCUGUUUCACCAAGGAACUUAAAGCACAUAUACUGCCACUGACAAAUGUUGCCUUUAAUAAGUCUGGGUCAAGGUUUAUAACAGGGAGCUAUGACAGGACAUGUAGAGUUUGGGACACAGCCUCAGGCACUGAGCUGCACACACUGGAGGGUCACAGAAAUGUGGUGUAUGCAAUUGCAUUCAACAAUCCCUAUGGGGACAAAAUUGCCACUGGCUCUUUUGAUAAGACCUGCAAACUGUGGUGUGUGGAGACUGGCAAGUGUUUUCAUACAUUUCAGGGACACAUGGCAGAAAUAGUGUGCCUGGCCUUCAACCCCCAGAGCACACUGGUGGCCACAGGCAGCAUGGAUGCUACUGCCAAACUGUGGAAUGUGGAAACUGGGGAGGAGGUGGCCACACUGGAUGGUCACACUGCAGAAGUCCUCUCUUUGUGCUUUGACACAUUGGGAAAUCAGCUCGUCACUGGCUCUUUUGACCACACUGUUGCUAUAUGGGAUGUUGCUUCCGGCAGGCGUAUCCACACUCUGGUGGGUCACAGUGGGGAAAUCAGCAAUGUUCAGUUUAACUGGGAUUGUUCCCUCAUAGUCACAGGCUCCAUGGACAAAACCUGCAAGUUGUGGGAGGCAAGCAGUGGGAAGUGUGUUGCCACCCUCGGUGGACACAAAGAAGAAGUACUAGAUGUGUGUUUUGAUUUAACUGGUCAGAUCAUUGCUACUGCCUCUGCUGAUGGUACAGCUCAAGUGUUCAGUGCAACCACACAUCAAAGUCUGUUGACCCUGAAGGGCCAUGAGGGUGAGAUCUCAAAGGUGUCUUUUAGCCCCCAGGGCAACAGAGUCCUGACUGCCAGCUCAGACAAGACAGCUCGUCUAUGGGAUGUUCAGUCUGGAGUCUGUCUGCAAGUCCUGGAGGGGCACAGAGAUGAGAUCUUCUCCUGUGUCUUUAACUAUGAGGGGGACACCAUAAUUACAGGAAGCAAGGAUAACACAUGCCGGAUCUGGUCCUGACCAUUCUGAUGACCCACUAUGGACUCAGAUGGACAUCGACAGAAAUAUAACUUUGUGUUUCAUGUUAUGCAUUGUAUCCUUUUUUUAAAAAUACUAUUUUUUGUAUGUUCCACCAAUUACUGAAUCUAUUUCAAGCUUUACUGUACUUUCGACUGUUUAAUUUACCACUAAGUUAACAGUUAAC